UUGUACCCAGUACUCUCGAGAUUCAAGUCUGUGAUCCGCUAGAGCGAUCUCUCCCUAAUUGGCGAAUCAAUGCCACCACGGAUAGUUCAUCUCCGCGUCGGUUCGAUUUGAUAAGAAAAGCAUAGUAUGCCUCGAUCCAUGGUCGUCCUCGGCGGGGGAAUCUCAGGGUUGGCCACGGUGUUCUACUUGACUCGUAUACCCGCGAUCAGACGCAUCACCCUAGUGGACAAAAAAGCCCGCCUAGGCGGCUGGAUUCAGAGUACGAGAUAUCCUUGCGGAACGGUGGACGAGCACGGACCGCACAGUAUUCGUAGCGUCGGCCCGGCUGCCAAAAAUACAUUCACAUUGAUCGAGCAACUCGGUCUUGAAAAAGAGCUCAUCCCAGUGGCACCGAAUACUCUAAGAGGUCGUCUCAUCUACUACGAUAACGGGCUCCACUGGCUCCCGUCGACGUUCGGCGACCUCGUGAAGAUCCGAAAGCCCUUCACGGUACCUCUGAUCUUCCCCGUGGCGAGAGAAAUCCUCCGAAAGCCUGAAGCGAGUGAAGAUGAGAGCUUACACAGCUUCGUUCGCCGGCGCUUCAAUGCUCAGCUCGCAGAUUACGUCAUCGACCCGAUGUGCCGCGGUAUCUGUGCUGGAGACUCGAAAGAGAUCAGCGUGCGCUCCCUCCUACCACAGGCCUUCCACGCGGAGAAAAUCUACGGAUCCGUCGUGAGAGGCUUACAGAAAAUGAGCGAAAACCCGAACCCCACCGGACUUGCCAAGAGGGCCCGAGACGAGAAAUGGGGCGCCUUUUCGUUCCAGCAGGGUCUUCAAACGCUCAUCGAUAAAUUGGUCGAGCACAUCGGCAACGAUCCACGCGUAACCAUCUACGAAAACGAAGAUAAAGUCCAGCUCUCUGAAGAUAACGGGACUUUCACGGUCCGCUACGCCGGAGGUGAAACCGUAGCUGAUCAUCUUUUUGCCUGCGUCCCAGCGAAAGCGCUUUCGAGGAUGAUGUCCCGAGUGGAGCCGAGCAUGUCCACCGUGCUCCUCGAGAUUCCCAUAGCACAUGUCGUGUCCUGCACUCUCGAGUUCCCCGGGCACCUUCUGAAACACAGAGCGUUCGGAUACCUUGUACCGUCAUCGCAGAAGAGCCGAGUGCUGGGAAUGAUUUUCGAUAGCUGUUGCUUCCCCCAACACGACGGACAGUUCAUCAAGAAAACUCGAGUCACGUGUUUAAUGGGCGGUCGGUGGUUCUCGGAGUAUUUCGGGGACAUAAAGCAAACGAACGAGGCUCUUUUCGCCGAAACCGCCCUGGAAGCGUGCAGGGAUCAUCUUGGAAUCACGGCCAAACCUAUCCGAGAUCUCACGAAUAUACUGCCGAAUUGCAUCCCCCAAUACCAGGUGGGGCACUACAAGACAGUCGAGAAACUGAAGAGCAUCAUCGCCGAGCGGAAGCUGCAAAUGAGUCUUUUGGGAUCGUCGUACGAGGGACUCUCCGUGAACGAUUGCAUUUUGAACGCCAAGAUCGCUGUUGACCGGCUGGUCGAAGAACAAAAAAUAAACUGAUUCCUCUAAUCGGGCAGCUGGAGGAUCUGUCCACUCAGGUUUUCCAAUGAGCUCGAGCCGCCAUUAUGAAUGGAAGCUCGUUGCAGCCAUGAUCCAUGACCCGCUGAGACCGAGUCGAAUUUGAUCCUUGGACAGAAAUUCGAGUCCAGGAUGGUUUCCGAACGAGUGUUUUAGAGACGAGAGUCAGAUUGAAAAAACGCUAUAAUAAUCUAGAUUAUGCAUCGAUGUGAUUUGCUCAGUGCCUCGAAACCAUCCGAUUGUUCCCCAGAAAUGAGUCUCUUCUUGGCAGAAUGAGACGAUGAGCAAUUACUGUCUCACAUACUCUCUUUAUUUGAAUAUAAUAUAUAUUACAGUA
Galendromus occidentalis (western predatory mite) is the source of this 1906-nucleotide messenger RNA. RefSeq names its product protoporphyrinogen oxidase (gene Ppox). The transcript has 8 exons. Gene Ontology annotation, cellular component: mitochondrial inner membrane. Gene Ontology annotation, biological process: heme biosynthetic process. NCBI's taxonomy places the organism in Eukaryota, Metazoa, Arthropoda, Arachnida, Mesostigmata, Phytoseiidae. The coding region runs from base 127 to 1551 and encodes 474 amino acids. The record is from RefSeq and is a predicted model, not a curated record. Gene Ontology annotation, molecular function: protoporphyrinogen oxidase activity, oxygen as acceptor.